AAUAUUCGCUCGGGCAACUCAGGCAAGCAGCAGCUGUGAAGCGAACGAACACGCAGCCGUUUUCCUUGGGAUUGCAAUUGUUUGGAGUCGUUGUGAAGUCUCAUUGUUAUAUUGUUCGCCGAGUGGAUUGGACCAAACUUCCAUUUUUCAGCGUUUAUUGCUGCUGAGAAUCAUAAUUUAUCUGAGCUGAGCAGUAUUAGCGUUCGAAGUGUGUGAAUCAUAAAUAUCCCGUGGCAAUAUGUUUACCAAAAAUCGUCGUUCGUUGUUGUGACGAGAAAUGCCCGUGAAUACGUGGACGAGAUUUCCGCAGUGUUAUGUCAAUAGAAUCUCUUGUAGAUAGUGGUUUUAGUUUGCUAGAAGUAGGAAGGUUUACAGACAAUGUCUAGUACAGUGCCAACGAGUUCAGCUCUAAGGGCUUUGGCCCUAGAGUACAAAAGUCUACAAGAGGAGCCCGUAGAAGGGUUUCGAGUGAAACUGUUGGGAGAGGACAAUUUAUUUGAGUGGGAAGUUGCAAUAUUUGGACCUCCAGACACGCUCUAUCAAGGAGGAUAUUUCAAGGCACAUAUGAAAUUUCCUCCAGACUACCCAUAUUCACCACCAUCCAUUAGGUUUUUAACAAAAGUAUGGCAUCCAAAUGUAUAUGAGAAUGGUGAUCUCUGCAUAUCUAUCCUGCAUCCUCCAGUAGACGAUCCUCAAUCCGGCGAGCUGCCCUGCGAGCGCUGGAACCCGACGCAGUCAGUUCGCACAGUUCUUCUCUCGGUUAUCUCCCUUCUCAACGAACCGAAUACCUUUAGCCCGGCGAAUGUGGACGCCAGUGUCAUGUACCGCCGUUGGCGCGACUCCAAGGGCAAGGACAAGGAGUACGAGAAUAUUAUCAGGAAACAAGCGCAAGUGGCGCGUAUGGAGGCGGAGAAGGAAGGCAUAGUAGUACCCCUAACAUUAGAAGACUAUUGUAUUAAGACACAAGUCAAGUCGCAGACGCAAGAACCACAAUUGGACAUGACGGAUUUCUACGACGACGACUACGACGACCUCGAUUCGGACUCGGAUGAGGAGCUCGACGGCGGCGAAGGCGACGGCGACGACAGCGGCAACGGCGAGUCGUGAGGCCCGCUCCUCCCCAGCGCCCCGCGUUGUACCCCCGCGGACAUCCCCGCGCGAGCAAUCUCCCGCAAUCGCGUACGGACCUACCGAUCUCUUUGAUACUUAGAAACUUCUCUUAUUCUAGCAUUCUCUUUAGGCGCUACGCAAACGACCUUCUCUUUCAUACGCCGAGGUUUCCAAAACUAUACUGUACGAAUACGGCUGGUACGUGAUUUUGUGAAAAGAUGUAGUCUGUGACGUGUCGCGGCGCGCUAGUAAGAAUGUCGUCUACGUAAUGCCUACCAAACCUGAACUCAUUUCUUUUAGCCUCCCUUUUUGCUUAACGAAUUAGUUAU
This is a messenger RNA of Hyposmocoma kahamanoa, 1439 nucleotides long. Its product is annotated as ubiquitin-conjugating enzyme E2 R2. The transcript has 5 exons. The record is from RefSeq and is a predicted model, not a curated record. NCBI's taxonomy places the organism in Eukaryota, Metazoa, Arthropoda, Insecta, Lepidoptera, Cosmopterigidae. Gene Ontology annotation, biological process: protein polyubiquitination; ubiquitin-dependent protein catabolic process. Gene Ontology annotation, molecular function: ubiquitin conjugating enzyme activity. Bases 379 to 1107 code for a protein of 242 amino acids.